GAAAGAAGAAGCGUAGACCAGUAGGUGCACAUCGGUGCACGUACGAGUGUGACGGCACGCCGAAACUGAAACGCCGAGAGCCACGAACGUUUAAUGUCGCAUUUCCGUACUGUUUUUCUACGGUGAGCAUCUUAGUCAGUGAGUGACUAUUAAUAAUAAUCUUGGGUAUUUCCUCGAACGUAUAGUUUGUCGAGGUACUAAAGAAUGGCAUCCGAUGAGGAGGUGGACGAGAGUUACGCGGGAGAGGACGAUAUAGAUGAAACUGGAGGUCAAGUUUCAAAUAUUAACCAACAAGUGGAUGGUUCAUCCGAUGCAGAAGAAUCUCAAAGACUAGAAGAAGAUGAUGAUUAUGAACCAGAGGAAAGAAAGAAGAAGAAAGGAAAAAAACGAAAAGCUCGUAGUGAAGAUAAGAAAGGGAAGAAAAAGAAGAAAAAGAAAAAAUCCGAUUCUGGAGAUGAAAGUGAUUUUGGAGGAGGCGGUGAAACUGGUGAUGUAGCUGGUGAUGAUAGUGACUAUGCUGGAAAUAGAAAAAGUAGAAAAUCUUCUUCCAGGAAAUCAUCUAGUCACAAUGCACCUGCUCCUCCUAGCCAGGAACCCACAACAGGAAUGCCUACGAUUGAGGAAGUCUGUAACACAUUUGGAUUAACUGAUGUACAAAUUGAAUACACUGAUGCAGAUUUCCAGAAUUUAACUACCUAUAAAUUAUUUCAACAACAUGUCAGACCACUACUAGCAAAAGAGAAUCCAAAAGUUCCAAUGUCGAAACUUAUGAUGUUAGUGGCUGCCAAAUGGCGUGAUUUUUCUGAGUUAAAUCCUCACACACAGCCAGAUGCGGAUGUAUCUUCUGCAAAUGUAGAUGAAGAUAGUAGAAAUGCAAGGGCAAAUCGUAGUGGUGCGGUCCAGGAAGGCGAAGAUGAAGAAGACGAUGACGAAGAUAGUGAUAGAAAACGGAAAUCACGAGGAUCGAGAGCGAAGAAGGGAAAGAAAGCUUCUAAAGUACCAACACUGAAGAUCAAACUUGGAAAACGUAAACGAGGGAGCUCCGAUGAGGAAGCAGAGGGUAGUGGUGUUGGUACUGACAGAGAUUCAGACAUGGAAUUCGAGCAAAUGUUGGCAGAUGCGGAGGAACCUACUGGUGUGGAUGGAACGAACAAAGGAAACACAGAAGAAAGUGGGGUUGAACCACCAGCAGAACCACCUGUUCGCAGGAAGGCAAAGACCAAAAUCGGAAAUAAGACUAAGAAGAAGAAAAAGACAAAAACCACGUCAAAGUUUCCAGAUGGGGAAGAAGGUCUUCAGACUGAUCAUCAAGAUUAUUGUGAAGUAUGUCAACAAGGUGGAGAAAUUAUUCUAUGCGACACAUGUCCUAGAGCUUAUCACUUGGUGUGUCUAGAGCCUGAAUUAGAAGAAACUCCGGAAGGAAAAUGGAGUUGUCCUCAUUGUGAAGGAGAAGGUAUUGCAGGUGCAGCUGAAGACGAUGAUGAGCAUAUGGAAUUUUGUAGAAUAUGUAAAGAUGGUGGUGAAUUGCUAUGCUGUGAUAGCUGUACUAGCGCAUACCAUACACAUUGUUUGAAUCCACCACUUUCAGAAAUUCCUGAUGGCGACUGGAAGUGUCCCAGAUGUUCUUGUCCACCUAUACGUGGAAAAGUUGCAAAGAUCUUAACAUGGAGGUGGAAGGAAUGCCCAGAAACACCUUCAGAGGAGCCAUCAACAAGUAAAGCUGCUCCUAAGCAACGUAGAAUACGCGAAUUCUUCGUGAAAUGGGCAGAUAUGUCUUAUUGGCAUUGCGACUGGAUCACAGAAUUACAGCUUGAUGUUUUCCAUCCUCUCAUGUUUAGAAAUUAUUCACGAAAAUAUGAUAUGGACGAACCACCGAAGUUGGAGGAACCAUUAGACGAAAGCGAUUCCCGAGUAAAACGUUUAAAAGAACAGGACGUUGCAACUAAUAGGGAUGAAUACAAUUUAGAGGAGCGAUUCUAUCGUUACGGAGUUCGGCCAGAGUGGCUUGUAGUGCAUCGAGUAAUUAAUCAUAGGCUUUCAAGAGAUGGUAGAGCGACGUAUCUCGUUAAAUGGAGGGAAUUAGGAUACGAUCAGGCAACUUGGGAGGAUGAGCAUGAAGAUAUUCCUGGGUUAAAGCAAGCUAUCGAAUAUUACUUGGAUCUCAGAGCUGCAAACUGUUGUGAUGGUAGUUCGUCCCGCAAGGGCAAGAAGGGUAAAGGCAAGAAAUCGAAGACUCGUGAACUCAUCGAUGACGAAGAAAGAACGCCUAAGAGGUAUACUCCUCCACCUGACAAACCUACCACAGAUCUAAAGAAAAAGUAUGAACGACAGCCAGAAUAUCUGGAUCAGACUGGAAUGCAGUUACAUCCUUAUCAGCUGGAAGGUUUGAAUUGGUUAAGAUAUUCAUGGGGCCAAGGUAUAGACACUAUUUUAGCGGACGAGAUGGGUCUAGGAAAAACCAUUCAAACUAUCACCUUUCUGUAUUCAUUAUACAAAGAAGGUCACUGCAAGGGACCGUUCCUUGUAUCUGUUCCUCUAUCAACUAUCAUUAACUGGGAACGUGAAUUUGAAACCUGGGCACCUGAUUUUUAUUGUGUUACUUACGUUGGUGACAAGGACAGUCGUAUAGUGAUUCGUGAGAAUGAAUUGUCUUUCGAAGAGGGUGCUGUUCGUGGUGGCCGAGCAUCGAAGAUCCGAUCGAAUCAAAUUAAGUUCAAUGUACUUCUUACCAGUUAUGAGCUGAUCUCAAUUGAUUCUGCGUGCUUAGGAUCGAUAGAUUGGGCUGUAUUAGUAGUAGACGAAGCGCAUAGACUCAAAUCUAACCAGUCGAAAUUUUUUAGACUAUUAGCGUCCUAUAAUAUCGCGUAUAAAUUAUUGUUAACUGGAACUCCUUUGCAAAAUAACUUGGAGGAAUUGUUCCAUCUUUUGAAUUUCCUCUGUCGUGAUAAAUUCAAUGACUUAGCUGCGUUCCAAAAUGAAUUCGCUGAUAUUUCGAAAGAAGAACAAGUGAAGAAGUUGCAUGAACUACUCGGACCACAUAUGUUGAGGAGAUUAAAGGCUGAUGUAUUAAAGAAUAUGCCGAGUAAAUCAGAAUUCAUUGUCCGUGUCGAAUUAUCGCCUAUGCAAAAGAAAUAUUAUAAAUAUAUAUUGACGAGGAACUUCGAGGCGCUGAAUCCCAAGGGGGGAGGUCAACAAGUGUCGCUAUUGAAUAUCAUGAUGGAUCUUAAAAAGUGCUGCAACCAUCCUUACUUAUUUCCAGCCGCAUCUCAAGAAGCACCAACCGCACCAAACGGAAGUUACGAAACGUCUGCAUUAAUCAAAGCAGCAGGAAAAUUGGUUCUAUUGAGUAAAAUGUUAAAGAAAUUAAGAGAUGAUGGACAUAGAGUCUUGAUCUUUUCUCAAAUGACGAAAAUGUUGGACAUUCUCGAAGAUUAUUUAGAAGGAGAGGGUUAUAAGUAUGAAAGAAUAGACGGUAACAUUACUGGUGCUCAACGACAGGAAGCCAUUGACAGAUUUAAUGCACCUGGCGCGCAACAGUUUGUUUUUCUACUUUCUACUCGGGCUGGUGGUUUGGGUAUAAACUUGGCUACUGCCGACACUGUGAUCAUUUACGAUUCCGACUGGAAUCCACACAACGACAUUCAGGCCUUUAGUAGAGCACAUAGAAUUGGCCAAGCUAAUAAAGUCAUGAUCUAUAGAUUUGUAACUCGCAACUCUGUCGAAGAACGAGUUACACAAGUGGCGAAGCGUAAAAUGAUGUUAACACAUUUAGUUGUGAGACCUGGAAUGGGUGGUAAAGGCGCCAAUUUCAGUAAACAAGAACUUGACGACAUUUUACGAUUCGGAACUGAGGAAUUAUUCAAAGAGGAGGAAGGCAAAGAGGAUGAAGCCAUUCAUUAUGAUGACAAAGCUGUGGCUGAAUUGUUAGACAGAAGCAAGGAAGGUAUCGAACAGAAAGAAAACUGGGCCAACGAGUAUCUAAGUUCGUUUAAAGUAGCAUCGUACGUAACAAAGGAAGGUGAAACGGAAGAAGAAGCGGACACGGAGAUUAUUAAACAGGAAGCUGAGAACACAGAUCCAGCUUAUUGGAUCAAAUUAUUGAGACAUCAUUAUGAACAACAACAGGAAGACAUUGCCAGAACACUUGGAAAAGGUAAACGAAUACGUAAGCAAGUGAACUAUAAUGAUGGAGGAGUAACUGGAGACCAAAGUACAAGGGAUGAUCAACCAUGGCAGGAGAAUCUUUCUGAUUACAAUAGUGAUUUUAGUGCUCCUAGCGAUGACGAUAAAGAAGACGAUGACUUUGACGAAAAGGGUGAUGGUGAUCUGUUAUCUCGCAGAAGCAGACGAAGAUUAGAGAGAAGAGACGAAAAGGAUCGACCUCUCCCUCCAUUGCUUGCCAGAGUUAAUGGAAACAUUGAAGUACUAGGCUUCAAUGCCAGACAAAGGAAAGCAUUCCUGAACGCGAUUAUGCGUUACGGUAUGCCACCGCAGGACGCGUUUAACUCUCAGUGUAUAUUGUCGCAUUUCAGGUUGGUACGAGACCUGAGAGGCAAGUCGGAGAAGAAUUUCAAGGCCUACGUUUCCCUUUUCAUGCGACAUUUAUGUGAACCUGGUGCGGAUAAUGCCGAAACAUUUGCCGAUGGUGUCCCGAGAGAAGGUCUUAGCAGGCAGCACGUUUUAACAAGAAUUGGUGUAAUGUCUUUAAUAAGGAAAAAGGUGCAAGAAUUCGAACACAUAAACGGAUAUUACUCGAUGCCAGAAAUGAUUCGCAAACCGGUAGAACCUGUGAAAGUAGAUGGUGGUGGAGAAGGAGCGACUGGAACUAGCAGUACCAGUGCAACACCAGCUACUUCUAAUGCACCUAGCCCGAGUCCUGCUGCAACUCCAACGCCAACUACUAUCCCUGGAAGUACGAAUACUGACUCCAACAAGUCAAAUUUAGACACGUCUGAAGUAAAAGAAUGUAAAGAAGUCCCUAAGGAUAAAGAAAGUGUUGAUGCAAAGGAUGUGGAGGAAUCAAAAGAAUCUAAAGAAGAGGAGGAGAAUAAUACGGAAAAAGAUAAAGACAAGGAGGACAUCAAGAAAGAAGAGAAGGAUGCAGAGGGAGAAACACAGGAUAAGGAAAAGGAUAAGACAGAUGCUACAGAUGAAAAAUUUGUGGCGAAACACGAUGAAAAAGUGGACAACUCUGAAAGCAAAACAAAACAAGAUUCCGAGGAAGAUGUAGUUAUCGUUAAAGACGAUGAAGAAGAAACAGAAAAGCGAGAGGAGAAAGAUAAUAAAGAUAAGGACAUAAAGGAUUGUGAUUCAGAAACGAUGAAGCCCAAGCGCAAGUUCAUGUUCAACAUAGCUGAUGGUGGUUUCACUGAAUUACACACAUUAUGGUUAAAUGAAGAGAAAGCUGCAGUACCUGGCCGUGAAUACGAAAUCUGGCAUAGAAGACAUGAUUAUUGGUUACUGGCCGGCAUUGUUACACAUGGCUAUGGUCGUUGGCAGGAUAUCCAAAAUGAUAUUAGGUUUGCAAUAAUAAAUGAACCAUUUAAGAUGGACGUAGGCAAGGGUAACUUUUUAGAAAUAAAAAACAAAUUCCUAGCUCGACGUUUCAAACUGUUGGAACAGGCAUUAGUGAUAGAAGAGCAAUUGAGAAGAGCCGCGUACCUGAACUUAACGCAGGAUCCUAAUCACCCUGCGAUGAGCCUGAAUGCAAGAUUUGCCGAAGUCGAGUGCCUUGCAGAAUCACAUCAACAUCUUAGUAAAGAAAGCCUUGCCGGAAAUAAACCAGCAAAUGCUGUGUUACAUAAAGUACUAAAUCAAUUGGAAGAACUGUUGUCUGACAUGAAAUCUGACGUGAGUCGUUUACCAGCAACAUUAGCUCGCAUUCCACCUGUUGCUCAAAGACUUCAAAUGUCAGAGAGGUCGAUAUUAAGUCGAUUGGCAGCAACCGCACCAGGUGGUAGCAGUUCUCAGUCGGGUCAAGCAGCGCUGUUAGCGCAACAGUUUCCAGCCGGUUUCUCCGGCGGACAACUGCCGGCUACAUUCGCUGGUGCGGCUAAUUUUGGAAAUUUUAGACCACAAUACUCAGUACCAGGUCAACCACCACAGGGAUUCACAGCUUGAAUAGUAAAUGGUUGAUAAACAGUGGCUCAAUCGAGAAUUUGUAAUAGCGCAAGUCAUCACUACCUUUCGACGAGGUCCAUGCGCGCUGUAUUAUUUUUCGUAAAUUACAAUUUCUAGCUGAAUUUUAUUAAAAGAGGAGAUGCUCUAUAACUUGACGAAGUAACGAAGACAAACACACACACACAUACACAUAGACGUAAUACGUUACAUCUAAAUUACAUUAUUGCUGUAUUUAUUAUAUGUACAUUCGGCGUUUAGCAUCAAGAUUAUCAUGUUUUUGUAUUUAUACAUAUACGGUCCUUGUAGAAAGCGGCAUAAAUUAUUUUCUUAAGCUAAUUAAGAGCAUGAUUUAUAUUUCUUCAUCGACCGGCGUGUGUAUCGUAUCGUAACGAUAAGUACGUUUUACUUAAUAGAAACAAAAAUAACAACUUAUUUAAGAAACCAAUAUAGGUUUACAUAAAUUUAUGCAGUUUAAACAUAAGGUACGCUAAUUAAUUCGAGCGAUUAAUCGUUCGGCAUAAUUUAUUCACAACUUCUUUUUGCAUCAAUAUUUUCCUAAUGGAUGCCGGAAAGACUUAAUUAGUUGGAAGCCUAUCCCCGCCCGAUAUGUGUAUUUGUGAAUUCAGGGAUUUCAGUUAGGAUUGCAUACUGAAUACACAGAGUAUCGUCAUAUAAGAGUACCGUAAAUAUGACGAACAAUGGCAAUCAUCUUAGUUAAGACUGACAUUCACGUGAUGUAUUCAGAUUUCAUUUCUUACACGAUUUUACAUGCUAUUGUAAUGCAUGGGUUUGCAUACUGAAUAAGCAAGAUUCUUUACACGUGCAUGCUUUAAUCGUCAAUUUUUCAGUUCAAAUUUUUUAAAGAAACAGAUAUAUCGUAUUGUGUAAGUACCACGUUGCAGAGAACAGAGGCACGAAGUCUGUUUGAUACUUAAAUAUUAUAAUAUACACGGUGAUACAACUCUACGUAAUAAAUACGUAAUUCGACUCUGUAGGAAUCGCCAGUUUUAUUAAAAUGUCACGCCUGUGACUAUAAAAAUAUGAUUUAGAUUUGAAUUUGAUAAUACCGUGAUUGUUUCAUAAAUAUACUUUGUACAUACUUGUCGAGUUACAGUCUACUGCACUACAUAUACUAAAAUACAUAUACGCGUACAUAUUAAUAGCACUUGCGUAUAAGGUCAGAAAGCACGUCACAUCCCAUGCAUUAUAUUAGUAAAAAAAAAAGAGGAAGAAUAAGGAACAACUAUAAAUAUAAUUAUGAAACACAAAUACAUUAAAAAAUCUUGAGUAAACAUAUUGUUCAAUUUUUUCUAUCCCAAGUUUGAGAUAUGUUAAAGCAUUUUAAUUUCUGAGUAAUUGAUCUGCCAAAUUACUGCGUUGGCAUAUAAGAUUUUAAGGGUAAUUUAGGAUUUAGCUAAGAAAUUCUGAACGAGACUAUGAAGAUGAAUGAAAGGAAAACGAGCGAGAGGAAUGAACGAGUAUAAAGUGAAUUAAAGAUAUAAGCCGAAUCACGGAAUAUCGUUUGUUGUAUGUAUUAAUUCUGCUGGAAUAAAUUAAUAAUUAGAAACCACA
Messenger RNA from Bombus terrestris (buff-tailed bumblebee), 7692 nucleotides. RefSeq names its product chromodomain-helicase-DNA-binding protein Mi-2 homolog (gene Mi-2). Gene Ontology annotation, cellular component: chromatin; nucleus. NCBI's taxonomy places the organism in Eukaryota, Metazoa, Arthropoda, Insecta, Hymenoptera, Apidae. The record is from RefSeq and is a predicted model, not a curated record. Bases 205 to 6120 code for a protein of 1971 amino acids. Gene Ontology annotation, molecular function: chromatin binding; histone binding; ATP-dependent chromatin remodeler activity. The transcript has 24 exons. Gene Ontology annotation, biological process: negative regulation of transcription by RNA polymerase II; chromatin remodeling.